This is a messenger RNA of Macaca mulatta (Rhesus monkey), 3394 nucleotides long. RefSeq names its product SRY-box transcription factor 7 (gene SOX7). Gene Ontology annotation, cellular component: nucleus. The record is from RefSeq and is a predicted model, not a curated record. Lineage: Eukaryota; Metazoa; Chordata; Mammalia; Primates; Cercopithecidae. Gene Ontology annotation, biological process: positive regulation of transcription by RNA polymerase II; cell differentiation. Gene Ontology annotation, molecular function: DNA-binding transcription activator activity, RNA polymerase II-specific; RNA polymerase II cis-regulatory region sequence-specific DNA binding.
GCGGGGACCCGGCGGCGGCCCGGGACGCAGGGAGGGGACCCGUGCCGACACCGAGGGAGGGGCCGCGCCGCCUUGGAGAGUCAUUGGAGGACGCGGCAGCCCGAAGCUGAUAAAUCAGGGGCCGGGUCGCGGCUGCGGGCCAAGUUGGACGCCCCGACCGGUGCGAGGGCCAGGUCCGCGCCGGCCCCGCCAAGCUAAGCGAGGCGACCCGCGUGCGGCCAUGGCCUCGCUGCUGGGAGCCUACCCUUGGCCCGAGGGGCUCGAGUGCCCGGCCCUGGACGCCGAGCUGUCGGAUGGACAGUCGCCGCCCGCCGCCCCUCGGCCCCCGGGGGACAAGGGCUCCGAGAGCCGUAUCCGGCGGCCCAUGAACGCCUUCAUGGUUUGGGCCAAGGACGAGAGGAAACGGCUGGCGGUGCAGAACCCUGACCUGCACAACGCCGAGCUCAGCAAGAUGCUGGGAAAGUCGUGGAAGGCACUGACGCUGUCUCAGAAGAGGCCGUAUGUGGACGAGGCGGAGCGGCUGCGCCUGCAGCACAUGCAGGACUACCCCAACUACAAGUACCGGCCGCGCAGAAAAAAGCAGGCCAAGCGGCUGUGCAAGCGCGUGGACCCCGGCUUCCUCCUGAGCUCCCUCUCCCGGGACCAGAACGCCCUGCCGGAGAAGAGAAGCGGCAGCCGGGGGGCGCUGGGGGAGAAGGAGGACAGGGGUGAGUACUCCCCCGGCACUGCCCUGCCCAGCCUCCGGGGCUGCUACCACGAGGGGCCGGCUGGUGGUGGCGGCGGCGGCACCCCGAGCAGUGUGGACACGUACCCGUACGGGCUGCCCACACCUCCUGAAAUGUCUCCCCUGGACGUGCUGGAGCCGGAGCAGACCUUCUUCUCCUCCCCCUGCCAGGAGGAGCACGGCCACCCCCGCCGCAUCCCCCAUCUGCCAGGGCCCCGGUACUCACCGGAGUACGCCCCCAGCCCUCUCCACUGUAGCCACUCCCUGGGCUCCUUGGCCCUUGGCCAGUCCCCCGGCGUCUCCAUGAUGUCCCCUGUACCCGGCUGUCCCCCAUCUCCUGCCUAUUACUCCCCGGCCACCUACCACCCUCUCCACUCCAACCUCCAAGCCCACCUGGGCCAGCUCUCCCCGCCUCCUGAGCACCCUGGCUUGGAUGCCCUGGAUCAACUGAGUCAGGUGGAACUCCUGGGGGACAUGGAUCGCAAUGAAUUCGACCAGUAUUUGAACACUCCUGGCCACCCAGACUCUGCCACAGGGACCAUGGCCCUCAGUGGGCAUGUCCCCGUCUCCCAGGUGACACCAACGGGUCCCACAGAGACCAGCCUCAUCUCUGUCCUGGCUGAUGCCACGGCCACCUACUACAACAGCUACAGUGUGUCAUAGAGCUGGAGGCGCUGCGCCCAGCCAGCCCUCACACCCUCUCCUUCCUGUGCCCUGAGUGGCGGGGGAGCCCGGCAGCCACACUAGCUUUCCUCCCACCACUCAGGGCAGGGAGGUCUGAACUGUGGCCCCAGAGCCUUUGGCCUAAGCUGGACUCUGCUUAUCCGAGUGCCGCCUCCAUCCCCUUCCCCACAUUCAAGCUCCUGCAGCCUGCAUUUUAAGUAUAUGCCUUCAAGUGAGUUUUCCUCCAGCCCCUGAGAGUUGCUGUCUCCCAGUAGAAUAUUCACCGACCUCUUUUCUUUGUAGCCAUCAUCGAAACUAAUGGUGGGACAGACUUGAUAGCCGAGGUCCCUUCUGGUCCACAGUUUUCUGAUUUAGGGUUCUCUCAAGGUUAAUAAAGGAAGAUGGGGAAAUCUGACUCAUUAAUGAGCUCACUAACCUAUGAUCUGGUGAUAAUUUUGUGUGCACAGCCCAAGGACCACGAGGCUUUCUGCACUUUCUGCACUCCUUUCCAAAAUGACCACAAAAUUCCAAAGGGACUCACAAUUUGACAAAAAACAGUCAACCUGAUUUGAGACAUUAACCAGUAUGGCUACCUAUAUUACAGAAAAUGGGAUUGAGUUAAAACUAUUUUAUUUUAAAUAUACAUUUUAAAGCAGUUCUCUCUCUCUCUCUCUCUCUCUCUCUCUCUCUCUCUCUCUCUCUCUGUCUCUGUCUCUCUUUAUUAUACACACACUUCAAGAGAAUAUGCACAGUCUAGGCCGGGCAUGGUGGCUCACGCCUGUAAUCCCAGCACUUUGGGAGGCCGAGGCGUGUGGAUCACCUGAGGUCAGGAGUUCAAGACCAGCCUGGACAACAUGAUGAAACCCUGUCUCUACGAAAAAUACAAAAUUAGCUAGGAGUGGUGGUGCACACCUGUAAUCCCAGCUACUUGGGAGGCUGAGGCAGGAGAAUGUCUUGAACCUGGGAGGUAGAAGUUGCAGUGAGCCAAGAUUGCAUCAUUGCACUCCAGCCUGGGCAACAAGAGUGAAACUCCAUUUCAAGGAAAAAAAAAAAAAAAGAAUCUGCACAGUCUGAAUAUAUAAAAGGAGUGUGAGAGACACAUGCCCACUUCAUGCAACUCUUAAAGUCUAAAUCAGAUAUUUUUAUUAACAAUGACAGCUUCUUGCCAACUCCCUGUUUCUGAUGACCCAAAGAGCCCGGGUUCCUAAAAGGACUUUACAACCAAGCAAAGUCACUGUCCUCAAAUCUGGAUAUACACUUCCCCCUCUGUAGAUUUGAAAGGUGCUUCCUUCCCAGCCGUCUCCAGUUUCUUUACUCUCUUUUCUGGGAUUUCUUCUUCUCUUCUUUCUACUCUUCCUCCACUGCUGAACUAGUCGCUAACUCAAACAGCCCCUGACUUAGCCCGAGCAUGCUUCCUCCAGCAGCAGUGAGAGUGUGUCUUCCUCACCAGCCAGGUCCUCAGGCAAAGUCCUCAGCCAGUGCUUUAGAGCAACUUCCCACAAAUCAGAAACUCACUGUGAUUCCAAAAAUGUUUCUGAGCCCUGGACACCUGACCCCAAAACAUUUUCAUCUUUCUCCCAGACCUCCUGUGAAGGAGCAUGUGUAACAGUGUGCUGAAAGACAGUUGUUUUUUUUUUUUUAUUUUAGCAUAUUAUUUCCUGUAUGAAAUAUGUUUUAUAUAAUCUCCUAUUAUUUUUAUCUUAUGUUUUGUAUUGUUGAUAAAUCCUUUUUGCCCUCCCAAGAUGUCCUAUUAUAAAAUCACUUAUAAGAUAUGAUUACUCUUUAUGCUAUUACUUUAUAUGCCAUUUGGUAAUAAAUAGUAAAUUGUUGAUGAUAUGAUUGACGGGUGUGCAGUCCAGAGCAUGUAUGAAUAAUCUCAUAAAACAGUAUCACAGCCAUUAAGCUAAACUGUUUCAUUUUUUUGAAAGAACGACACAUACUUUGAAACAGUUGUCAAUAUUAAUUUGUUGAAAAUAUUUAAUUUAAAUAAACGUUUUUGUACCAUGA